AUGGCCAGGUUGAUGGAUGAGAGCAAGUUCUUGCAAAACAAUCCACGGCUGGGGAUCCAUCCGCAGGAGACAGAGAAACGUGCAGCACAGGUUGUGAUCAAAGAACUUGAGGUUCGGAGCAGUGGUUUGCUCGCCUACUCCACCAAAGCAGGUGGUCCACUGAUCGUGGAGGUUGGAAGCCACUUCGAUGUCGUGCCAGCUGAACCAGAGCAGUGGUCCAAGGAUCCUUUCCAUCUGACUGUGGAGGAUGAUAAUCUCUACGGACGUGGAACAACUGAUUGCUUAGGCCAUGUGGCUCUUUUGACGUGCUUCUUGCGAGAACUUGGGCGAACCAAGCCGAAGCUCAAGAGAAGUAUUGUGGUAGUCUUCAUUGCUGCCGAGGAGGGCGCCGAAAAGAACGUGGGAGUGGACAAGGUCCUGGAGAAAGGGAAGUUGGAAGAGGCGAAGAAUGGACCUGUCUAUUGGGUGGACAGCGCCGACUCCAACCCAUGUUGUGGAACAGCUGGCGCCAUCUCGUGGUCAUUGAAAUGCAAGGGCAGACUUUUCCACAGUGGCUUUCCCAACAAGGCCAUCAAUUCCAUUGAGAUGGCCCAAGAGGCUAUGGGCUUCCUCCAGGAGAGGUUCUACAACGACUUCCCUCCAUUGCCAGAGGAGGGCCUCUACUCUUUUACCACAGGGUCACAUAUGAAACCGACCCAAAUCGAAUGUUCCAAGGGCUCCUUCAACCAGAUCCCAGCAGAGACCACCAUCCAUGGCGACAUCAGGCUCUCACCUUUCUAUGAGGUGGAGGAUGUGGUAGAGCACAUUGAACAGUACAUCAAGGAUUUGAACAGCGAGCUCAAUGAUCUGGAAACGCACAAUCGAGGACCUUGGAGUAAAUUUGUGUUGCCCUUGAACGUGCAGGUUCAAGAUGGUGAACUUCGGAAGGGAAAGGUGGAGCUGAAUUGGAUGGGAAAUAUGGACACCUUUAAGCUCUACGCCGGCAUCGCCGUGAAACUGGAAUCGGAUGGCCACAAGGCUUUGGUGCAAGCCUUCCGGGAAAGCAAUGACGGACCUGCCGCUCCGCUGUGCAGUUGUGACGGCUGGAACACGCCAAGACUGGGUGGAGUACGACACAG
Cladocopium goreaui is the source of this 1118-nucleotide messenger RNA. The record is from the annotation of a GenBank genome assembly. NCBI's taxonomy places the organism in Eukaryota, Dinophyceae, Suessiales, Symbiodiniaceae.